Strongylus vulgaris is the source of this 750-nucleotide messenger RNA. NCBI's taxonomy places the organism in Eukaryota, Metazoa, Nematoda, Chromadorea, Rhabditida, Strongylidae. The record is from the annotation of a GenBank genome assembly.
AUGGUGCUCUCAAAUGCUACUAAUGCAGUAAAGAUCUUUACGGAAGAUAUGCCUCUUGAAGAUUCACUGCCCACAAUCUAUUUAGAAGGAAGUCUCAUACUAUUGGUGUCUCUUAUUGGCCUGAUCUGCAAUUUUUUAUCGUUUUUGGUGAUGAUUCGUCACAGAACGUUUCGUAACUCCUUUGGCUACCUCACUGCUUAUCAUGCACUCUCUAAUGCAGCUGUUCUCUUCAUUUUCUUGGUAUGGGCUGUGCCAUGGACAAUUCUACCCAUACCACAGCAACUGCAUUCACUCAAUUUUCGGAUUGGACAACUUUCUUUAUUUUUUGUUGAGACUGCUUUCCAUUGUUGUUUGUGUAUGUCCGUCAAUAGGUUCAUAGCGAUCACUUUUCCAAUGCAAUAUAGGCAGAUCUUCUCUGACAAAAUUACUUCGAUUAUAAUUGUUUUUGUAACAAUUAUCAGCGCUCUUUAUUGGGGUGUCUACUUUUGGAAGGGCUGUGACUUCUACUUUGAUCACAAAUAUCGCGCUUGGUCAUUUGGAAGCGACUCAUGUAGUGUGUGGUUGUCUCAUCACAUUGACAUGGGCUACAAUGUCUGCUUAUUCUUGCUUGUUGGCCUUAUCGAUUUUGCUACUUUACUGCAGUUAAGAUCAAUGACAAAGACGAUUAUUCUACCAUACCUCGUUGCGAAAAUUUUCUGGGACCGUCACCAUUGUGUAAUGAUACCUUUGUUGGGAACCUCUGACGCCUAG